CCCAGAUGUUCGUCAGGAGACGCACAGUCAGAAACAAACGCUGCCGACGAGGGGUGAAGCAACAUCACACAAGCCAAAAAUGUCAGUCAACUCUUCUUCUGACAGAAUGCACUGCCAGGACCCCGACCUUUCAUCGACCCUCUCCCUGUCCUACUCUAUCGGCAACAUCCUCCUCAUCACCCCCGCUUCCAUCUUUGUUCUCCACCUGGGUCAGCGGCGAUGGCGACAGCAGCGCUCCUGCACAACAACAAGCCACUCCGACGUCUUCACCUACCACUCGGUUGUCCUCAACCUGAUCUACGGUUUGGGAGCUCUCUUGUUCAACUGUGGCGCAUACAUUAAUGAUCAAAAGAUUUACCUUUUAGGGUCAUAUUUGGCUGCUCCCUAUUUUCCUGGACUGACGUUGUUUCAAGUGCUGACAUGCGUGGAGCGUUAUCUGGCUGUGGUUCACCCCAUCACCUACUUGGGGCUGAGACAGUCAGGGGGCGUCAGGAUCAGAAACGUUAGCAUUGCAUUUGGGUGGCUGUGGAUUUCUGCCUGGGUCGGGAUAUUCCAUCUGUACUACCCAAAAAUUCCCCAUGUCCCGUAUUUCGUCGUGCUAGCAACGUCCUUGGUCGGCAUCUCUUUCUGCAGCAUUUCUGUCCUCUGUGUUCUGAUUCAUCCAGGGCCGGGGGACGUGGGCGGGAACAGUCCGCGUGUUGACCGAUCAAAGAGGAACGCUUUCAACACAAUGACGGCCAUUCUGGCAGUGCUCUGUUUGUUUUUUGUCAGUUUUAUUGUCGCUCUGGCUGUGGAGAACUCGCAGGUGCUGAGUUAUAAUGUUGGCUGUGCGGUGUUGAUUGCUGCUCUCUGGUUCAGUUUGCCCGUCAGCCUGGUUUUGCCUAUGCUGUUCAUACACAGAUCAGGAAAACUGCUCUGUUGGCCUUGCUAAUUU
Molecule: messenger RNA, 934 nt
Organism: Solea solea (common sole)
Lineage: Eukaryota; Metazoa; Chordata; Actinopteri; Pleuronectiformes; Soleidae
Exons: 2
Coding region: 80-931 (283 amino acids)
Biological process (GO): positive regulation of Rho protein signal transduction; phospholipase C-activating G protein-coupled receptor signaling pathway
Molecular function (GO): lysophosphatidic acid receptor activity
Source: RefSeq, a predicted model, not a curated record